AUGGCUCACCGGGGCUGCAAGGUCUUCCCGCUCGUCAAAGAGGUAAGAGCUUAUGUAAAAGAGGGAGACGGAGACCAGGGCGCCGACUGUCAUGACGUCGCCGACGAGCACUGGAUCAACGGCACCGAUCCGUCGACGGGUAACACCCCAAUAGCGAACCCCAUGAGCGGCUACGCGCAGUACGCCGGCGCGCGCAAGUCCUGGGGCAUCAACGCUCUAGGCGGUCUGGUGGUGGAGGUCGAGGCCGACGACGGGACGAUGGGUGUAGGGGUUACGAUCGGCGGCGCCGCCGGCGCGCAGAUUGUAGAGAGACACCUGGCGCGCUUUGUGGAAGGAAGGGACCCGCGCGACGUCGAGUCGAUCUGGGACCAGAUGUUCCGGGCCACGCUCAACUACGGCCGCAAAGGCCUCGCCGUGCAGUGCCUGUCGGCCGUGGACCUCGCGCUCUGGGACUUGGUGGGAAAAUUGAGGAAAGAGCCCGUCUACGCGCUGCUGGGCGGCCGGACGAAGGCGACGCUGCCCGUCUACUGCACGACGGCGCGGCCGGACCUGGCCAAGCAGCUCGGAUUCGUGGGCGCGAAAAUUCCCUGUCCCUACGGGCCGUCCGCCGGCGAUGCGGGGUUUGCGAAGAACGUGGCGUUCUUCCGGCAGUGGCGCGAGAAGGUCGGCCCGGACUACCCGCUGGCGCUCGAUUGUUAUAUGGCCCUGACGAAGCCCUACGCCAUCAAACUGGGAAGGGCCCUCGAGCCCUACGGGCUGAAGUGGCUCGAGGAGUUCCUGCCGCCCGACGACUACGAAGGCUAUAAGGACGUCAAGGCGGCGCUGCCGGGCGUGCUGCUCUCGACGGCCGAGCACGAGUACACGCGCUACGGGUUUCGACGGCUUCUACGCGAUCGAAGCGUGGAUAUUUUGCAGCCGGACGUGACGUGGUGCGGCGGCCUCACGGAGGCGCGGCGCGUCGUCGCGAUGGCCGCGGCGGACGACGUCCUCGUCGUCCCGCACGGGUCUUCCGUCUACGCGUACCACCUCCAGUACGCUUUCCCGAACUGUCCGGUGGCCGAGUUCAUCAACCUGUCGCCGCGGGGUGAUGCGAUCGUGCCCUACUUCGGGGGGCUGUUCCCGGACGAGCCUCUUCCGGCGAACGGCCGCAUCGACCUUCCAGAUAGACCAGGCUUCGGGGUCACGCUGAACCGAACCGGUCUGCAGCGACCCUAUCAACGGACGCCUGCUGACGUCGCGGCGAAUUAUAGGGCGAAUCAGAACGCUGGCGCGGCGGCGGCGGUGGUGCACAUGCCGUUCUAGGACGGCGUUGUAAUAAAAGGGGAGUGUGUGUAUUCGUUUGCUAGUGUCUUACAGGCCGCUAGCCCCGGCGAGUGUCUUGUUUUUUUUUCCUCGCGUCGUCUCUCCGACCUACGCGCCGGCGCCGGCGCCGGUCGAGGAGCCGUGGCAGCCGGCGCAGCCCGCGCGCCGGCGUUCGCGGGCGGCGCGCGAACCCACCGAGCCAAAGCCCCCGACGGGGCGCCGCCGCGGCACCGUCAAGGUCGUCAAGCCGGGCUAUUGUUUCGUGGUGCCCGACGCCGGCGGGCCCGACGUCUUCUGCUCGACGCGGCUGAACGACACGAUCGCGGCCGGCGACCGCCUCGAGUACGACCUCGUGCCGAAUGAGGGCCGUAGCGCGCACAAGGCGGGAAACGUGACGAUCCUGCCGCGCGCGGCGGUCGGCGCGGCACCACGGCCGGCGCCCGUCCCCGCGCCGGCGCCCGCGGCGGUCAAGCCCGUCGCCGACAAGCCGGCCCCGCGGUGGUCGAGCGCCGAGGCGGCCCGCGACGCCGACGCCCUGGAGUUCUUCUACGAAGGGGACGCGUCGAAGCUCGAGCCGCGCUUCUCGGCCCCUGUGUGUGGAAAUCAAAUUUUGGGCGCUGCACGCCAUCGACGCGACAUGCUUUCAGUAGCUGCGUCUGCGCGAUGGCGUGGCGAUUCCACGCCAUCGACGCGGCGUUGUCCCCGUGGGCGCAUCGGCUCGAUGGCAUGGAGGCUCACGAAGGUCCAUGCAAUAUUUCUCAGAACCUAACUCACUGGUUGAUUUCCACACAGGUCGGCCCAGGACGGCUCGCCGCCAGAGUUUCUGUGCCCCCUCACGAUGGAAGCGAUGACCGACCCGGUCUUUGCGGCCGACGGCCACGUGUACGACCGGGCGUCGAUCGAGUCCUUCCUCGAGACGCACGACACGAGUCCCCUCACGAACGAGCCGCUGGCGACCAAGUCCCUGACUCCGAACGACGCGCUCCGGUCUCGCUUGCGCGAGCGCGCAACGCUCCUCUAG
Molecule: messenger RNA, 2323 nt
Organism: Pelagomonas calceolata
Lineage: Eukaryota; Pelagophyceae; Pelagomonadales; Pelagomonadaceae
Source: the annotation of a GenBank genome assembly